Malassezia pachydermatis is the source of this 4479-nucleotide messenger RNA. Its product is annotated as p-loop containing nucleoside triphosphate hydrolase protein. The transcript has a single exon. Gene Ontology annotation, cellular component: intracellular anatomical structure. The coding region runs from base 1 to 4479 and encodes 1492 amino acids. NCBI's taxonomy places the organism in Eukaryota, Fungi, Basidiomycota, Malasseziomycetes, Malasseziales, Malasseziaceae. The record is from RefSeq and is a predicted model, not a curated record. Gene Ontology annotation, molecular function: ATP binding; RNA binding; protein binding.
AUGGCCAAGAAGAAAAAGCUGCAGUUAAAGUCAAAUGUCCAACGUGGCUUUGCGACAACAUCCGUUCCCAAGCGGGAUACAGGAAAGACCACAGAUACCAAGGCAGAUGACUCAGCACCCUCAGCAGCAGCUACGUCGUCAUCCACAGUGGCGGAAGUAGCAUCGCAUGCGGCUGAGAUCGAUGCAGCGAUGCAAGAUCCGUCGCCAGCCGAUGCUUCCCAAGACAAAUCCACAGGGGAUACAUACGAUCCAGAAGCGGAAGAAAUACAAGCGCUGCAAAACUUGGUAGAGAUGAUCUACCCGAGAGUGGAGAAAGAAGUACAACGACGCAGUAAGACGGUGGAUCUGCAGCAGCGCUUUGCGAAAUCCAUUCAAGCUGUGUCGUUUCCUAUCGAUGUGCGUGAUACAGCGCUUCGAUUCGCGCGGCAUGAGAAUGAUGGCUUGCGCGGAGAUAUCGACUUGCCCCCGUGCCAGGACGUAAACGAUCCGGUCUUAGCCGGGAUGUUGGGCAGAUCCACGGCAGCAGAAUCGGAAGCGAAAGAGCUGGAACAUGCGUUGAUUGUAUGGGAAAUGCUACGAACUCUUGGGUUUUCGCGCCAUCAUGCGACUGUGGCGCUGCAAUAUGCCCCGAAUCUCGAUGUGGAAGAAUGUGUGGCUUGGCUCCUAACGCAGCUGGAUGCAGAAGAAUACCGGAAGCUAUCGUUCCAUGUUGAUACGCCUCAAGACCAUGUCAUCUCGCGUGCUGCGGCCAUGGACACAAGUGUGCCACCGCCAUCGUCUUGGUACGACUUUACACGGGUAGAGCGUGAAGGUUUUGCGGCCCAUACGUCCCAAGGGGACAAGGAAGAGACGUCCAAGGCCAAAGUGGACGACACCAUUGACACGGAUCGUGUGAGUGAGGCACAGGUCACAGCUUUGACUACCAAGGCGCGGGCUCUCAUUACAGAGCUGCAUGCCUUGCUGGACGAAGACUCGCCUUGCCUUGAUAUCGUGGAGUACCCCAAUGAAGCCUGGUCGACAGCGCGUAUUAUGUCGCUUCAGAUUGAGCAAGAUCGGACGCAGCGACGGCGGACGCUGGGCGGUACGCCAUCGGAAGCGCUGAAACAAGCAUUGGAUCACGAUGCACUGGAGAAGCAGCUCACGCAACUACUUCAGCGUGCCAACGAUGUAAUGCAGCAGAGCGAGAUGCAGCCUGAUUUUCGCCGACCUCUCGCUCAGCAGCGAUUUAAGGAGCGUAUGAAGCAGCGCCAAGAUGAGGAGGCCGCCCAGGCCCAAGCGCAGAAGGCCGAAGAGGCAGCACGUGCCCAGCGCCGUCGUGAGAUUGAGAAGUUGGAGCAGCCGGACGAAGACAACGACGAACCAAUCGAUGCGCUGGAGGACGAGGGCGCUUUGGAUUUGCUAGAGACCGCCGCCGCGGAGGAGUCUGUGACAGCAGGCUCGCACGUGCAAAUUCGUGACAUCGCGACCCAGGGCGCCCAGCGUACGCCACGCGCGCUGCUCAGCGAUGCGGUGCAGCAGAACGAUCCGCAUGCACGAAUUAAGUACACGCCGGUCUCUUCAGGUGGCCAAGUGCACCGCAGUCGUGUUGAUAUUGCAUGGAGUGCGAAAGGCAAUCGGCCAGCCUACGUCGAUUCGUUUGCGCUGACAACGCAAGGCUGUACCUCGCGUGUGUUAGCUGACGAUCUCGUGGCGACCUUAGCCUUGAACUGUGUCGGCCGUGAGAAGCAUAUCGUACGGCAGCUCGGCACAGGAUUCCGCGCAUGUUGGGACGAGCUCGAAGCCGCACGAGCGACACAGAAAGACGCGUUCUUGCGAGACGAAGUGCUGCAUGUACGGCAUGUGCUGUCACUGCGCGAGGCAAGUGCUACGCCUGCCGCUCUGGACAAGGCAGCGAAAGAGCGAGCGAAGCCGUCGCGUGAGAAAGCAACAAAUUCUAUGACCACGCUCUCCCAAGCACAGCCAGACCCUGCCCUAGCUGAGAUGUGGGCUGAUCGGCAAGCAAGGGACGCGUAUGUGGCCAUGCUGCGUGGCCGUCAAGACUUGCCGAUCUUCCAGGCACGGCAGCAGAUUCUAGACAGUGUGGCACAGUCGCAGGUGGUCGUGCUCAGUGGUGAGACAGGGUGCGGUAAAUCCACGCAGUUGCCUGCGUACCUACUGGAAGACUGCUUAUCGCGUGGCGAGCGAUGCAAGAUCUACGUCACGGAGCCACGGCGUAUUUCUGCCAUGUCGUUGGCGGAGCGUGUCUCGCAGGAACUGGGCGAGGCGCCCAAAAGUGUGGGCACAGGCGAUAGCUUGGUCGGCUAUGCCAUUCGCUUGGAAAGCCAGAUCGGCCCGCAAGCGCGCCUUGUGUAUGCAACCACAGGCAUUGUGCUGCGUAUGCUUGAGUCGUCAGUCUUGGACGAGGUGACCCAUAUUAUUAUCGACGAAGUGCAUGAACGUUCGAUUGAGUCAGACUUUUUGCUGAUUGUCUUGAAAUCGCUCAUGCGACAACGCCCCGAUCUCAAGGUCGUACUGAUGUCGGCGACGCUGGAUGCACAUCGCAUUAGCGAGUACUUUGGUGGGUGCCCUACGCUGAGUGUGCCGGGCCGCACAUUCCCGGUGGACAGCUACUUUUUGGAAGACGCCCUCGAGCUGUGUGACUACACGCUGGAGCCCGAUUCUCCCUAUGCACGCACAGAUGAGCGUACCAACAAGGUCGACGUACGCAGUGCCGACGCGGAAGACGCGGGUGAGGAGGACGAAGACGAGGUGGCCGAGGCUGACCCGGCCCCAGGCUCCGCUAUCGAUGCUGUAACGUAUUCGUCCAAGACGGUGGAUACGCUAGCGCAUCUGAACGAGCACAAGAUCAACUACGAGCUGAUUACGCUGCUGCUAUUGCGCAUUUGCACUGACCAAGCGUAUGCAUCAAUGAGCCGCGCUAUUCUGGUGUUCUUGCCGGGUAUGGGGGAAAUUCGCGAGUGUUUGCGUCAUCUGGGCGAACAUGCCGAGUUCCAGCAGGGAUGUGUCACGCAUGUGCUCCACUCGAGUGUCGCGUCAGAGGACCAGAGUGCUGCGUUCCUGCCGCCGCCGCCCGGGCAGCGCAAGAUUGUGCUGGCGACCAACAUUGCAGAGACGGGUAUUACGAUCCCGGAUAUUACGUGUGUCAUUGACUCAGGUCGUCAUCGCGAGAUGCGGUACGAUGAGAAGCGCAAGAUUAGCCGCCUGGUAGAGUGCUUUGUCGCCCAAAGCAAUGCCAAGCAGCGCCGUGGUCGCGCAGGCCGUGUGCAGCAUGGCCUGUGUUUCCACUUGUUCACUCGCAAGCGCUAUGACGAGUACUUGGACCCUCAUCCGUUGCCGGAAAUGCUGCGUCUAUCGCUGCAAGAGCUGGCUCUGCAGCUCAAAGUCAUGCCGUUGCAGAUCGGACGCUCAGUGGAAGAUGCGCUCUCGCAGGCGCUCGAUCCACCACAGCCGGCCAACAUCCAGCGGGCCGUCGCCUCACUGGUCGAAGUAGAAGCACUUACACCCACAGAGGCGAUCACACCGCUAGGUCGCCAUCUGUGCCAUAUGCCUCUGGACGUCCACCUGGCCAAGUUCUUAUUGAUUGCGGCCCUGUUCCGAUGCACCGAUGCUGCUUUGACCAUUGCGGCCUUGCUCAACGCCAAGUCGCCAUUCCUCAAGACAUUGGGCCAAGAGACAGGGCGUGGUCGCGCGGCGUUCCAGCACGGCGAGCCCAGCGACUUUUUGGCCUUUGUGAGCAUGUAUCGCGCAUGGCGCGCUGCCGUUGGACGGCAGCAAGGACGUGCGUUCUGUGCAUCGCAUGGUCUUAGUGCAGAUGCGCUCUACCAAAUGGAAGAGCUGCGGCAGCAGUACUUGGCAUACCUGGUCGACACAGGGUUCGUGCGUGUGGAUGCGAGCGUGCGUCAUGACUUGGUACGCCGACGCACACGGCAUGGCCGUCCUCGCUUGAUGGAGAUCCCAGCGCACCUCGAUACGUACAGCCAGAGCGGAGCUGUCAUCACGCUAGCCCUGGUCGCCGCCAUGUACCCCAAGCUGCUGAUCGUCGACGAAAAGACGCAGCAGAUGCGCACACUGACGAACAAUCAGCCAGCGGUCAUUCAUCCGUCCUCUGUGAAUGCACGCAAACCACUCGGUACACCGUCCACCCACUUUGUGCUGUACCAUUCGAUUGUGUACUCCCACCGGCUCUAUGCAUGGGAUACGGCAGCCGUGGACGACCGAAUGGUCCUGCUCGUCGGCGGAGAGGCCGAGUUCAAGCAUACAAGCCGAAGUGUGUAUAUUGAUCAUAACCGUAUACGAAUGGCUACGUACGAUGCAUCGUCACUCGUGGCUUUGCGCCUGCUACGUGAUCAGCUGCGGCAGCUGAUGCAUGCCUCGUUCCGCAAACCUGGCACGCCAUGGACGCCAGCACAAGAGCAUAUCUUCUCCCUGGUCCUGGCGCUGAUCGGCGCGGAUACCAAGACGAUCCCCGAGGCUACCUAG